This is a messenger RNA of Myotis brandtii (Brandt's bat), 3800 nucleotides long. It is a transcript of the gene AMER3, whose product is annotated as APC membrane recruitment protein 3. Lineage: Eukaryota; Metazoa; Chordata; Mammalia; Chiroptera; Vespertilionidae. The transcript has 2 exons. Gene Ontology annotation, cellular component: plasma membrane. Gene Ontology annotation, molecular function: phosphatidylinositol-4,5-bisphosphate binding; beta-catenin binding. The record is from RefSeq and is a predicted model, not a curated record. Bases 466 to 2859 code for a protein of 797 amino acids. Gene Ontology annotation, biological process: regulation of canonical Wnt signaling pathway.
GACGUCAGACCCGGCGCAGGAAUGAGGCAACUGGGCUGAUGUCCCUUCUAGCAGCACAGGCAGCUGGGCCUGAGGAAUGCAAAACUACAUCCCUGCGGGUAGGCAGAGACAGAGACACGGAGAAACAAAAGCAAAGCGAGAUCCAAUGGGGACAGUGGCAGUGGGGCACCGAGACUGCAGCUUCCAUUCCAGCCCCGCGAGCUUCACUUCUCCCACUGCUGAGCAAUGGCACCUCCCACCGCUACAUUCUCGGCAGAAGCCCGCCCUCUCGCGGACUAACCUUCCCCAGCUGAUUGCGGCUGGAGCUGCCCAGCCGAGUCCAGCGGGUCGUGAGAACCACUCUAGACUCGAAAGUGGGAUCUGGCCGUGGUGCUGACCGAGCAGAUCGGUUCGGGAGUGGCUCCUGACCAGACUCAGGCAGCGUCCUGCGACACUCCCUGCCCCAGCGCUAACAGCACUGGAAGCAUGGAGCUGAAGAGAGGAAAGACUUUCAUCAAAUCCAGCUUUCACAUUUCUCAUGAGAAGUCCCCAGGCCCAGCAGCAACUGCCCCAGCCUGGGACGAUGCAGACCCCUGGUCAGUCUCACCUGGAGGGCAGCAGCAGAUCCAUGGUGAAAGAGGCCCACAAGCCAGUCCUAAUACCCACGGAUAUAACAUAUACUCCAAAAAGGGAGCACAGCCAGAGCCUGAGGGUGGUGCCACAGACCUCUGUGGUGCCACCUUCAAAUUGGUAUGGAAGAGCAAGACUCACAACAGUGUGUCUGGGGCUGGCAGGAUGGUCGCAGCCACAAGGCAACUGGUAGGCAGCACGAGCUUCCCAGGGCCCUCUGGCAGCCAGCGCAUUAUUGAUUACCGCCACUUUGUGCCCCAAAUGCCUUUUGUGCCAGCCGUGGCUAAGAGCAUCCCAAGGAAGAGGAUUUCCCUGAAACGACCCAAGAAGUGCUUUCGGAACCUAUUCCACAUUCAUAAAAACAAGACUGAGAACUUGGCUUCACUGGAAACCAGGGGAAAGAGCCUGCCUUCCCCCAGAAUCCCAUCAGAGGCUGGAGGGCAGCGAGGCAAAGCCUUUUUCCCCUUGGGUGAGGGACUGGGGCUGGAUGGCUUGUGCCAGGACCUAUCUGACAGUGAGUUCCUGCCUGACUCCUCUUUCGACUUCUGCAGGGCCCUGUGUGAGGACGUGGCUUCACUUAAGAGCUUUGACUCACUCACAGGCUGCGGGGAGAUCUUUGCGGAUGAAAGCUCAGUGCCAUUCCUGGAGCUGAAUGAGGGCUUAGAGAGCUCAGCCAAGUCAUCGCAGGCCCUUGAGAGCAAGGUUUCUAGUGGCCCCUUCCAGGGCAGCGUGGAGAAGCUGGUGUCUCCUGCCCAGGAUGACAUGUCUGACUUUGCCAAGUUCUGGGAUAGUGUGAAUCACUCUGUGAGGCAACAACAGCACACCCAACUGAGCCCAUGGCUGGAGGGUCCUCAGGGAACGGAUACAGCCCAACCUGGGCUUGAUUCAGCUGGGCUCAUUGAGUUCCCUCUGUGUCCCUGCAGGGACCUCUUCAGUGGCUCCAAAGCCAGCUCCAUAAACACAGGCACCACCAGGAGCGAGCAGCCAGAAUCUGUGUCCACAAGUGACGAGGGCUACUACGAUGCCUUUUCAUCUAGCCUUGAGGAGGAUAGGAAGGAAGCCAUGAGCCCAGGCACCCCUGCAGCUGCCUUCCCUCGGGAGAGCUAUAGUGGAGAUGCCCUCUAUGAGCUUUUCUGUGACCCUAGUGAGGGCCCUGUUGGCCUUGAUGAUGACCUGUGCGUGUCUGAGAGUCUCUCAGAGCCAGCACUGGGAAUGCCACUGUCUAUUUGCAGCUUCCACAUGGGGGCAGAGGAGGACUUGGCCUCGGGACCAAGCCCAGACCUGCUCAGCCAGGGUUUCUUGCAGAGCUCCUGGAAGGGCAAGGAGUGCCUGCUGAAGCUCUGUGACACUGAACUCACCAUCACCAUGGGUAUUAUCAACUGGCUUCGCCGUAGUCCUGAGCUCCAUGCUCCUCCUAUCUCAACCCCUGGGGAUCCUGCAACCCCAUUCAGGGGAUUGGUGGAGAAUCUGGGAGCUGGCUCUGAGAAGAAAGGUCCAGGUCUAGUGAAGCUGGAGGUCAGGGGGGCCCAUGCCUCAGAUGCAGGUGGGAUCACAGUAAGCUCAAGACCUAGUAGGCAGGAGCUGUGGGCACAUUUGGGUACCAAGAGCCUGCUUGUUAGAGAGAGCAAGGUUUUAGCACGGCCUGAGCAGGAGACCAGCUCUCUGUCCAGGGACCCAUCUAUGAAGUGUGUGCAGGUCUCAGGGGAAGAAGGGACACGAGGUUGCCACGAAGGUUUGUUCUCCUCUUUGGGAUCCGCAAUCUCCAUGAUGACAGGCACUUCUAGCCCAAACAAGAUCAAAAAUAAGAUCAUAAACCCCUUUGCCUGGCCCCACUCCCAGGAGCUAAGGGCACCUGGAAAGAUGGGGUGUUUUCGAGAUCAGCAAAGGCCAGGUCUUAGGGAAAGUACUCUGGAUACAGAGCCCUCCCUGAAAGAUUGUGUGGCCAAGGUUGCAGCCCUACAGAUCCACCCAGACUGCAAGCCUUAUUCUGUGCAGCCCCCAAGGCAGGACACAAGCAGUAGGCUCUGUAGGCAGCCUCAGGCCAGGGACAUUACCAUUUCACAGCAGAAACAGUCUAACAGCUUUCCUGGAGUGGCUGCCAUCUGUAGCCUGCCCUCCUUGACCAGCCCACUCCACAGCCCACAGGAUCAGAAGUGCCCAGGCCUUUUCCUGGACAUAAGCCAGCUCAGGAUGGAGCUCACCAGGCUGGAUGCCCAGGCCCAUGCCUCAGUGGAGGAGCAGUACUUGUAGCUCAGCUUGAAGGCCAGGAAGCAGGUGGCACGUAGGGAUCAGUUGAACUUUAGUACUCUUGGCCCUGCUACCUGGCUGAGCCCCUGGGGCCACCUGUCAGGACUCAUGAGCCUCACUUCAUCAUAGCCAAUAUGAGAGGGUUUCCUCUGCAAGUACCCAGAAAGCUGCUGCAGCUUCCUGACUCACAGGGGCCUCCUCUGCAACCAACCAGAAGUAGAGGCCCCCAGGUCAGCCAACUUGAAACUCCCACUGCAGGAUGACCUUGCAGUCACCAGAAGCUGCAUCUUUGUGGCCACAUUCAAGAGAACCUAAGACCAAAAUCUCCAUCCUUUGUCCUUGAUAUGAGAACUGUGUUUGGGGAAGAUGGGUUGGCAGGACUCAGGCAAGUAGGGCAGGGCAUUUUAUUGUGAAGGCAGAACCAACAAGCUCAUCCAGACCAGGUACUGACAGCCUAAGACCAAGGAAAGCUGGGAAGCUGCCAGCACUUUCAAAAUGUGUCUCACUGAUUUCCUACAAGGAAAUAAAGAAUUUAUUCCCAGUGUUGGCUGUUCCUUAUACAGCAUGCCAGAGAGGAGCUCAGGCUUGAAACUGAUGGGAAGGAAACAUCCAUAUUGUGAAUGGGAAGUGAAGGAGCCAAUAAGUUUGCAUAAGGGUUGAGAAUAAUAAAUGAGUGAGUGUGGGGUCCAAGACUCAGAUGUGGGACAUUGAGAGUUGGUGACAGGCAAGAUACAGGGCCACAGAUAAGCUUUGGAAUACCCUCUGGUCCCACCCCAGCCUGCUCUCUGCCCCCAGAACAAGCAGCCAUGAAGUACUGGAAGCCUGAAAGGACUUUUCUGUGUGAAUAAGAAGGACCACCUUCAUCUCAGCAAGAGCCUUGAACAAACAGACACCAUAUAUUACUGUGCAAUAUAGCCACCUGCCUCUGGCCAAAAAUCGUCCCA